Messenger RNA from Daldinia loculata, 1039 nucleotides. RefSeq lists its product as uncharacterized. The transcript has a single exon. The record is from RefSeq and is a predicted model, not a curated record. Lineage: Eukaryota; Fungi; Ascomycota; Sordariomycetes; Xylariales; Hypoxylaceae. The coding region runs from base 303 to 935 and encodes 210 amino acids.
CAAGAAAUACGCCGCGUAGUAGCUAAUAAUUCUAUUUAACCAAUCCUACGAUAAGGACUAUACAUAUAGGACUUAAUUAUAUUUUAUAUUAUGCCGCCGUUACACGACAAUCUAAAUAACAAAGACCAUUCACCAUUCACAUCAUACGGAUUGGCGGAUCGUACGACGUAAGCACGAGGUAUCCCGACGUGCUAACUAUCAAUAACCCUUGGCAGCUUUUCUCCUUCCGCUUCAAGUCAACGGGCCGCAGACUACUAUGUACGCUAUCUACCUGCGUUGAGCCCUGCUGUUAGGAAUCAACAAUGACCACCUUUCAUCCAUUUCCGCGCCUCCCAACCGAGCUUCGCAGGCGCAUCUGGGCCUUGGUAGUCGAACCUCGUGUCGUGGAGGUCCGCGUCGUGCCUGACAACCCGCUAAAAGUUCAGAGGCUAGUCUCGCCCACGCCGGUGCCAGCAAUGCUCCAAACCUGCCAAGAAGCUCGUAACUUGGGCCUGUACAAGCAGGCCUUCUUCGAGGUCACCGCCACCAAGGUCAACGCCGCCGCGGGUGCGGAGUCUCGCUAUGUCUGGCUCAACUUGGACAUCGAUAUGGUCUCUAUCGGGAAAACCUCGUUCAGAGCUUUCGCACCCGUCGCAUUAUCCAUUAAGCGGCUAAGGUUCGAGCGUGAAAACUCGGACGAAUCCUUCUACCACUUUGAAGUAAGAGAGCUCUGGGACUGGGUAAACACGGAGGAAAUCCAUGUAGUUUGUGGAGAUGGGAUGGAGGCAUGGCAUGGGGCUUCCCACGAGCACUCCUGGCCUUGCGCCCUGGAAAACCUGUGGUUCUUCGAUCCAGACGAUGGUCGGAUGAUGAGAAGCUUCGAGAUGGAACAGAUGCUUGACGAAGCGCUGGAGGAGAUGAAUAGACAAAAUGACGAGGCUGCUGAAGAAGCCUAAGAUGAGGGCGGAUAUGACUACCUUAGUAGUGCUCGUCUCAGUCAACUAAGAGUUAUCUCAUCGAGGGAAAUCAAUCAUUGCAUUAUCUACAAUUCUAUCGCCGU